GAGGAGGAGGCUGCGGGCGCGGGACUGAUGUGAAGCCCGUCUGCCUGAAGGGGACGGUGUCGAAGAGCUGAAGGACUCCUGAAGUAGGGGUGGGAGUGGAUGAAGUGACACGUUGUAGGUCCCAGGGACGACGUGAGGAAUGUGCUGGGUGGAGGAGGAAAAAGGGCCUGGGGAAAGGGGUGUGUCAAGCGAAUGAAAACGGCCGUGUGUGCCUUGGCGCCUGGGGCGUGGGGAGCCGAGGGGCCAGAGGGCCCGGCGGGCGCCCAUUCCGUCAGCAAACGGCCCUGGCGCUCCCGCUCGGUGUGUGGCCCUGUGGCAGGUACCGACCACCAGACGGGACCCUGGGUUGAAGAAGCCGCAGGGACUUCAAGAAAUGGAAGGGCUGUCCUUGGUAAGGCUAGUAAGCAGGCAAAUGAAGAUAAAACAAUGUCAGCCAACCUAAAAUACCUUUCCCUGGGAAUUUUGGUCUUUCAGACUACCAGUUUGGUUCUAACGAUGCGUUAUUCUAGAACUUUAAAAGAGGAAGGACCUCGUUAUCUGUCUUCCACAGCUGUGGUUGUUGCUGAACUUUUGAAAAUAAUAGCCUGCAUUUUAUUAGUCUACAAAGACAGCAAAUGUAGUCUAAGAGCACUGAAUCGAAUACUACAUGAUGAGAUUCUUAAUAAACCUAUGGAAACACUUAAACUUGCUAUUCCAUCAGGGAUCUAUACUCUUCAGAAUAAUUUACUCUAUGUGGCACUGUCAAAUUUAGAUGCAGCUACUUAUCAGGUCACAUAUCAGUUGAAAAUUCUUACGACAGCGUUAUUUUCUGUGUCGAUGCUUGGUAAAAAAUUAGGUCUGUACCAAUGGCUCUCCCUAGUAAUCUUGAUGACAGGAGUUGCUUUUGUACAGUGGCCUUCAGAUUCUCAAGAGCUCGAGAAGGAACUUUCAGCUGGCUCACAAUUUGUAGGCCUCAUGGCAGUUCUCACAGCGUGUUUUUCAAGUGGCUUUGCUGGGGUUUACUUUGAGAAAAUCUUAAAAGAAACCAAACAAUCAGUAUGGAUAAGAAAUAUUCAACUUGGUUUCUUUGGGAGUAUAUUUGGAUUAAUGGGUGUAUAUAUUUAUGAUGGAGAACUAGUAUCAAAGAAUGGAUUUUUUCAGGGAUAUAACCGCCUGACCUGGAUAGUAGUUGUUCUUCAGGCAUUGGGAGGCCUUGUAAUAGCUGCUGUUAUUAAAUAUGCGGAUAACAUUCUAAAAGGAUUUGCAACCUCUUUGUCCAUAAUAUUAUCAACACUGAUAUCUUAUUUUUGGCUACAAGAUUUUGUACCAACCAGUGUCUUUUUUCUUGGAGCCAUCCUUGUAAUAACAGCUACUUUCCUAUAUGGUUAUGAUCCCAAACCUGCAGGAAAUCCCACUAAAGCAUAGUGGUAAUACUUUCUUUAUCUGGUUUUUCACAAUGGUGCACUGGGAAUCUCAACAUUAAUCCUGCACAGAGGAUUCUAAGAGGAAGUCAUCAUGCUGAAUCUGAUUAUAUUGUUCAAAUGGCUUGAAAAUAUAAAAGUUUAAAGAUAAAAUAUAUGUAAUGAAACAAAAUGUCUGUUGCAUCUAGAAAUCAAAACUUGAAAGUAUUUCCAGGGAUUCGAAUUGGAAGAAACUUGAAAUCUGAGUUUAAAAAGAUUUUACCUUCUUGAUUGCUGCAGAAAAAUAUCCUAUGCACUCUUUGCAAGAGCACACAAGUGUCAGACAUCAAUUUUGCAAAUUAGAAAUAUUUAAUCUUGUUAAAUGUUUUUACCUUACUCUUUCUGUACAGAUAGAUCAAAUAACAUGGAAUAUUCAGAGUUUGAAAAGUAUAAUUAUAAUUACCUAUAAAGCUGUGAAGAAGUAGAAGUAUGAUUUGGAAAACAUUUUCAUGUAUCUGAGAUUUUUAUAUUUAUACAGAAGAUUACUUAACAAAGGAUUGCUAUAUGUUGCAAAGUUCAAAUGCAUAAAAAUUGAUAAAGUAGCAUUCUGGGUCUGAUCUGUCAGAGAAUAAACUUCAUGUUCAAAAGCAAAGAAAUAUACACAUGUUUUUCACCAUCUACAUUUUAAGAUCUUUUAGUGCUUUAAAAUGCUAAAAGCAAUUUAGUUACUCCUGUGCUAGAUAGUAGCCAGUCACUUUCACACUAAUGGAGUUUUGUCUUUAAAGUCUUAAUUGUAUUUCUUUUCUGUAAAUCAGAUAAAUCCUUAAUAUUACUCUAAAUUAAAUUUUAUGUGUGUUAACUUCCAUUAAAGUUUAAAAGUGUAAUUUAAAGGGAUUAAAUACUCAUUUAAUAAUUUAAUAAUUAUUGUCUAAUGUCUCCAUUUGGAGAAUUUUGAACUAUCAAAGCAUAUACUGUAAACAACUAGAGCGUUUUUAGGUGAAUAUUUUACUCACUGA
Molecule: messenger RNA, 2395 nt
Organism: Phacochoerus africanus (Common warthog)
Lineage: Eukaryota; Metazoa; Chordata; Mammalia; Artiodactyla; Suidae
Gene: SLC35A3
Product: solute carrier family 35 member A3
Exons: 8
Coding region: 193-1404 (403 amino acids)
Biological process (GO): pyrimidine nucleotide-sugar transmembrane transport
Cellular component (GO): Golgi membrane
Molecular function (GO): UDP-galactose transmembrane transporter activity
Source: RefSeq, a predicted model, not a curated record